AUGGUACCACCACCACCACCACCACCACCACAACCACCACCGAUGACGACGACAACAACAACAACACAUUCUGAGAAUAACCAAAACAGGGUUUAUUUGGAAAUUCGCUACAUACUGGACUAUGGGCCGAGAUUACACUAUAAGUUCGAAACAAAGUUGGCAGAACGCAAGUUGGCAGAACGCAAGUUGGCAGAACGCAAGUUGGCAGAACGCAAGUUGGCAGAACGCAAGUUGGCAGAACGCAAGUUGGCAGAACGCAAGUUGGCAGAACGCAAGUUGGCAGAACGCAAGUUGGCAGAACGCAAGUUGGCAGAUGUUUUUUCCAUAGAUACAUGA
This is a messenger RNA of Schistocerca nitens (vagrant locust), 336 nucleotides long. RefSeq lists its product as uncharacterized. The transcript is spliced from 2 exons. The record is from RefSeq and is a predicted model, not a curated record. Lineage: Eukaryota; Metazoa; Arthropoda; Insecta; Orthoptera; Acrididae. The coding region runs from base 1 to 336 and encodes 111 amino acids.